AUGCUGCGCAUCUCGGGGCGCAGAUGCAAACACAGCCUCAGCGCUGCGGGUACCAUGUGGAAAAGCAGCGACAGCCCAGGUGCACAGUAUAGAAAAAUAAGCCUCAAAUGGGACGAAACAAAUAUAUCGCUACACGUAUUCGACCUAGUUCCUCGAAAUAAAAGCAAUGCAGAAAUGCUAGAAAUGAAAAGUAUGAAUAUAAUUAAAGACAUGUCCAAGACAAAUUAUGAUUUUGCAAUAUUCGGAAUAGGCUAUGUAGACUAUGAUAAAAUUUUGAAAUCUUUUAACAGAGCUGAAUUGGUUAGGAGAAAAAUGAUUGACUCCAUUCAUUCGAAUAUGACAAAAGUGAAUGGUCAGUACAUUUCGCUCAUCCAACAAUGUCUCCUUUUGAAUGUGCCUCACUUUUGCCUCGGUAGAGAUAGGCUAACCGAAUUGGCGAGUAUCGGCACAGCUAUUUUUAGUAACCCUAAGGAAAUAUUUUCCCUGGUGUACUAUUUCCUCAUCAACAGUGAUAAGGCAGUUUCGGGCACUUCAGAUGUUCCUCCCCGUCAAGAUGGACACAAAAAAGAUGAUAGAGAAUUAAACUUAGAGAAUCAUGCCCCCAAUUUUUACCAAGCACUAAUUGCAGAAAAUGCCCUCUACCUAAUUUACAAUUUGCAUGCAAUUCUGCUGAAGGUAUUUAGGUCCAAAUUUUAUGUACCUCCAAAUGAUAGCCAUCAGUGUAGAAGUAGGAAUAAGUACGAGACUAGCAAUUUAGAGAAAGAAAGUCUUAAAGAAAGACUUCUUUCAUUCGUUAACGAAACCACAUAUGAUCAAAUAAACACAUUCAGAAAUCAAAUGAAAAAAACAGAGUUAUAUGCAGAGUAUGAAUUAGGUCCAGAAAGGAAAGAGGUCAAAAUUUUAGUCGUUUGUGAUACCAUAUGUGUAGAUUAUUUUUGCAAUUAUAUAAAGAAAAAUUUGCACCUUUGGAAAAAUGUUACUCCCUUUUACCAAGAGAUGUUUGUACUAGAAAAGAAAAACGCUUACAAGUUUUCCCUUUCCUUGUUUUUGUUCAUAUUUGCUCCGGCUGCAUGGACAGUGACGCAUUUGUUACGGUACUUCUAUAACCUGUGGGUUGAGUACUUCACCAAGGGCAAGGCCAUCACUGUUGGGGGUGACGCAUUCUUCCAGGAUUCUAAAUUGAUUGAUACUAGCGAUGAUAAUCCAGACUUGGAUAAAAACUACCAUGAACUGCUCACCUCCCUGAACCAUGACAAGGCCGAGUUUGAGACCGUCAGCUUGCUCGGGGGAGUCUUGCAGUGGUUUAAAAAUAAGAGCCGCAAUUAG
This is a messenger RNA of Plasmodium fragile, 1326 nucleotides long. RefSeq lists its product as uncharacterized. The transcript has a single exon. The coding region runs from base 1 to 1326 and encodes 441 amino acids. NCBI's taxonomy places the organism in Eukaryota, Apicomplexa, Aconoidasida, Haemosporida, Plasmodiidae. The record is from RefSeq and is a predicted model, not a curated record.